Molecule: messenger RNA, 327 nt
Organism: Fusarium vanettenii 77-13-4
Lineage: Eukaryota; Fungi; Ascomycota; Sordariomycetes; Hypocreales; Nectriaceae
Exons: 1
Coding region: 1-327 (108 amino acids)
Source: RefSeq, a predicted model, not a curated record
AUGAAGGUCCAGAAUCUGCUCGUUCCUCUUUUUGCCAGCGCUACGCUGGCAGACCAUCAUCCAGGCGCAAAGGAAAAGUGCGGCCGACUUGGUGUUAUGGAAUGGGACCCUGCCGAGCUCCCUGAGGGUGUGACCCCGGACAUGGUCCGCAUGUGCGCUGAUCACCCCAUGGGGAUGGGCAACUACUGGGGUUGGGGCGAGUACAUGCCCGACUGGGUCCCCGUCAACCCUCUGGUUUACUUGCUUGAAUGGUGGUAUGGUGACCAUGAUGGCAAUGAUGGCGGUGACGAUGGUGAACUCGAGCUUGACCUCGACAUCGACCUGUAG